CGAAGAUGGCGGAUUCAGUGGCAGCUGGGCUCGGAGAAGAAAAAGACACUGAAACGGAGGACAAGGAGAGGGAGAAAUUGACGGGGAAGAGCAAGAUAAAGGCAGAGAAGAACAGCAGCCCUUCAGAAGUUACGGAAACUCUGGGUUUUUAUGAGAGAAACGCUGGAAAGAAGGGUAAACAGAGCAGUCUCUCAGAUCUGUCGCUUUUCCGGUUCAUUGGGACGGAGCUGACGAGGGGCUACUUCCUGGAACACAACGAGGCCAAGUACACAGAGCGGAGAGAGAGGGUGUACACCUGCCUGCGCAUCCCUCGAGAACUGGAGAAGCUGAUGAUAUUCGGGUUCUUCCUGUGCCUGGAUGCCUUCCUGUACGUGUUCACCCUGCUGCCCCUGCGGGUCCUGCUGGCCCUCGUCAGACUGCUGACCCUGCCCUGCUGCGGCCUCAGGGCAAAUAUCUGCCCCUUCUGCAAAAGGAGCAGUGGCUCGCGGCUCCUGCAGCCAGCCCAGGUGUGUGACCUGUUGAAGGGUUUCAUCAUGAUCCUGUGCUACUCCAUGAUGCACUAUGUGGAUUACUCCAUGAUGUACCACCUGAUCCGGGGCCAGUCUGUCAUCAAGCUCUACAUCAUCUACAACAUGCUGGAGGUUGCGGAUAGGCUGUUCUCCUCUUUUGGGCAAGACAUCCUGGAUGCGUUGUACUGGACGGCCACAGAGCCCAAGAAGAAGAAACGAGCCCAUAUAGGAGUCAUCCCCCACUUCCUCAUGGCAGUGCUGUAUGUGUUUCUCCACGCCAUUCUCAUCAUGGUCCAGGCAACAACCCUCAACGUGGCCUUCAACUCUCACAACAAGUCCCUGCUCACCAUCAUGAUGUCUAACAAUUUUGUGGAGAUCAAAGGAAGCGUGUUUAAGAAGUUUGAGAAGAAUAAUCUGUUUCAGAUGUCCAACAGCGAUAUCAAAGAGCGAUUCACCAACUACGUUCUUCUGCUGAUCGUGUGUCUGCGGAACAUGGAGCAGUUCUCCUGGAACCCAGACCACCUCUGGGUCCUGUUUCCUGACGUGUGCAUGGUUAUUGCCUCUGAGAUCGCCGUUGACAUCGUAAAACACGCUUUCAUCACAAAAUUCAAUGACAUCACAGCAGACGUAUACAGUGAAUAUAGAGCCAGCCUGGCGUUCGACCUUGUCAGCAGCCGGCAAAAGAACGCUUAUACAGACUACAGUGACUCUGUCUCGAGGAGAAUGGGCUUCAUCCCCCUUCCUCUGGCUCUGCUGCUGAUCCGGGUGGUGACGAGCUCAGUCAGGAUACAGGGCUCGCUAGUCCUUGUCUGUCUACUGCUCUUCUACCUGGGGAUGAUAACACUCAAAGUCUUGAACAGCAUCGUCCUGCUGGGAAAGUCUUGUUUAUAUGUUAAAGAGGCCAACAUGGAGGAGAAGCUGUUCCAAACCCCUCCCACUGCAGCCCCAGGGAGGGCCUCCAGCAAGACCAACAGGAGCAGAUCCACCGCUCCCCCAGGGCCGGGGGGGCUUGUCUCCCCGCUGCUUACUGCGACAGACCCGUGUGCAGCUGCCUGCCCCAAACCCUCCUCCCUGCUCCCCCCACCCCCCGCUGGCUUCCUGUUCCCCCAAACCCCAGGAAAUCCUGCAGAGGAGGGUGUGUCCCCGUCCAUCACCAGCCAGCCCACCCAUCAGGCGGAGAGCCCUGCCUCCAGCCCGGACCCCAGCCCCGGCCCCGCCCCUGGGCUGCCCCCCAGCAGCUCCGACCAGUUCCUGACCACGCCCGACGACAGCGAGGAGAAGGACCUCCCCCCGGACGGGGCCCAGCUCAAACACCGUGCCCCCAAAAAGGACCUGCUGGAGAUUGACCGCUUCACGAUAUGUGGGAACCGCAUAGACUAACCCCUGCCCGUCACCGGGGACACAGCAGGACCGCAGGACUCACAAACAGAGCGGGGCCGAGUAUUUAUUGAACUGCACAGUGUAAUUUAUUUUUGACUAGAAGAAUGAAAUGUAGCUUCUGCUUUUGCCUAAAGUGGACAUCUACUGGGAGGGGCCUGGUGGAAGAACAACGCCCAUUCCCUCAACUCUAAACCCGGCCCUCUCCCUCUAAACUCCGCCCUCUGACCCCGCCCCUCUCCCCCUAACGGCAUUUCCUGGAUGUUGCCUCUGGGAUGAACAAAUGGAGCGCCCCACCCGGAUCAGCCCUUUCAAGGCCUUCAUUGCAGAACGCUGUGCCUAGAACACUUCAGAGGAGCUGACCUGCAGUUUUUAUUAGAGAACUAUGUAGUGCCACAGACGCUGAGAGAACAUCAACUCACUCUCCCCCAAUACAGUGACACAAACACUGAAGGAACAUCAACUCACCCUACCCAAAUACAGUGACACAAACACUGAAGGAGCAUCAACUCACCCUCCCCAAAUACAGUGACACGAACACUAAACGAACAUCAACUCACCCUCUCCUAUUACAGUGACACGAACACUGAAGGAACAUCAACUCACCCUACCCAAAUACAGUGACAUGAACACUGCACAAAGAUGCAGAGAAGGCAUCAAUUUAGCAAACUAAAAAUCAGAAUCAUAACCCGUCAGUAAUCUGGUUUUCCUUAGAGCAGCAGACCGUAUGAACGCUGGGAUAAAUGAAUGUGCUGAAAUGAUGAGUUUGAUUCAAAUGUAGUCCAUGUAAAAAACAUCUUAUAGGUUUGACUAUUGUAUUUGAAGCUGCAACUAAAUUAAGUGAUAUUUUGACAGCAAACACAGAACUUUUGUAUGUCAUCACAUGGUAGGCAAAGAUUUCUGCUGCAGGGAACUCAUGAUUAUUUCAUUCUCCAGUGCAGUCAGUAUUUUUCACAGAAACAUGUUACACACAUGCGUGUGUGUGUGUGUGUGUGAUUGGGAAUAAUUUACAGCAAACAGGCUUUUUUGCCAGGUGUGUACUUGCUGUAGUUGUGAUGUUGGAUUGUUUGAGUUGUGCUUUGAGUUUUUUUAUUUUUAUUUUUAUUUUUAUUUUUUUUGGACUGAAGUACCAUACUGUCUUAAGCUUCAUGCUUUGCUCCAGGGCUUAUUACCCUGUGGCAUUUUGGUGUUUGACUCACAACCUUGAACAAAUCAUUAUAGGUCUGUUUCCAUGGUGAAAUGACAUUACUUACCGCUGUAGGGAAUGCUGACAUGCGUGUGUGAAAGUGACCUGCUUGCCUGGAGGUGUGUGGUACUUGUGUACAAGCUAUUGCCCUGAGAAACCUAUUUGGACAAAAUUGCCAAUGAAGUGUGUUUUGGGAGUGUUUUUUUUCCUUCCAAAUGUGAUGUUUUAAAUAACCCAUUUCACAACUCUUCUAUGUUAAAUCUACAGGGGAGGUUACCAAUACAUGCAUAUAAACAUGAGUUAGCUGCCAACUUUUUAAAAGGCCAAUAAGAUAUUUUAACCUGCAAGUUAUGUAUCGGCGUGGGGCGUGGCUCAAAAAGGCUUGAAUUGUACGGCUGUCAUUAAAGACUUAUCAGAAGACUGAAAUUUACACACCAGCAUCAAUCCUGUUUUCACCCACAGAAACAUCUGCCUAUACAUUAAUCAUGACAUAGUUGAGACGCUUCUGUUUUGAGAACCAGUCUUUUAGCGGGUUGGUUGGUUUGUCAAAUAGCAUUUUUUUGCAUAGAACAAUUUUGAACACCUCAGAAUUAUCUUUGUUGUGUGUUGUAAGCAAUAUGAAAGAAUUAUGGUUUCAGUCAUUUUAAUUUCUCAUGUUUCAAAGCAUCUGUUCUUCUGUAGGAAGCACAGCAAAUUGGGGGUGAUAAAUAAAAGAUUUUGUAACUUU
Conger conger (European conger) is the source of this 3799-nucleotide messenger RNA. RefSeq names its product transmembrane anterior posterior transformation 1b (gene tapt1b). Gene Ontology annotation, biological process: positive regulation of cilium assembly; maintenance of protein localization in endoplasmic reticulum. The transcript is spliced from 16 exons. The record is from RefSeq and is a predicted model, not a curated record. NCBI's taxonomy places the organism in Eukaryota, Metazoa, Chordata, Actinopteri, Anguilliformes, Congridae. Gene Ontology annotation, cellular component: ciliary basal body; endoplasmic reticulum membrane. Bases 6 to 1889 code for a protein of 627 amino acids.